AUGAAACGAAAACAACGUAUUCUGCUGGACAAGAAAAUUUCUGUCCAACGAUUUCCUCAUUUCUUCAAUAGAACUAUUCGAACAUUAAAAGAAACACAUCUUAAAGCUACUGAAAUUCGAAAUUUUUUAUUUUUUUUUAUUUUACCUAUGGUCCGAAAUUUAAUUCAUUAUGAUACAGUUGCCCAUCUUGGGCUUUUUGUAACUGGAAUUCGACUGCUUCAUGGUCCUCGAGUUUUUGGUGAUAAAACAGCUGAUGUAGCACAUGAUCUUUUAACAACAUUUUAUCAUGAUCAUGAAAGACAAUAUGAAGAAUUGAAACCUUCAAUUGUUGAACCUGCAGGUGUUUUUGAUGAAACAACUAUACCAGUUGAACUUGUUCAGAUGAUAUCAAGUGUACAUGCAAGUAUUUGUCAAUGUCAGGUUCUUAAUCAAUGUAUCAAAUUUUAUCGUCGAUUUAGACACAAAAACCAAAUUAUUUUUCAUUCAUUAGCAUAUACAAAGAGACAGUCAUCUGUAUCUUAUUUUGUUAAAUACAAUUCUUUAUUUGGUAGUAUUAUUACAUUUAUGUCCUGUAAUGAUAAACAAUAUGCCAUUAUUAAACGAUAUCCAAUUAAGAAAUUGUUUUCCGAUUAUUUCGUUUCAUCACCUUACUAUGGUCGUCUUAUGAAACCACUUGACACAUUUUUUUUUGUUCUCGAAAAAGUAUCUUUUCAAUUUGAUCUUGUUGAUGUUUAUAGUUCAUUGUAUAUGUGUGUCGUUAUAGAAGAAGAUGAUUGUCUUAUUGUUUCUCCUAUUUCAGUUUAUCAUGAACAUGAUUGA
Molecule: messenger RNA, 819 nt
Organism: Rotaria sordida
Lineage: Eukaryota; Metazoa; Rotifera; Eurotatoria; Philodinida; Philodinidae
Source: the annotation of a GenBank genome assembly